AUGACCGGAAUCGAGACGAUCGAACGGCCCUCUUCCGAUGACCAAAAUCACCCGGCUAGAGCUCCGAACAGCCGGACGUUGGAUCCACCGCAAGCACCCAGUGCGAGUAACACGAAAUCGUCGACCAAGAGCUCGCUCGACAAUAACACGAUGAAAUUCAACGAGGGACUACGCCCCGCAGUCAGUUUGCUCACGGCGCGAGUCGCUCUGAAGAGGAAGAAGGAUGUUGUAGAUCAGGAAAUGGGGCGAUUGAAGCGCGAGCGCGAGAAGACUGAGUCGAAAUUUCUGGAUUUCCCUUCCGUCCGUGACAUGCACAACCGCCAGGCGGAGGAAUUGCAGCAAAGAGCCCAAGACAUAAAGAAGGAGCUGGACCUCAACUCGGAUCGGCUGAAUUCGAACAUGCAAUCAUUCGCCUCGACUCUCCAGCAGUUCUGCUCGAAUGCCGCUUCCAAGGCGCUGAAGAGUGGUCACACCAGCGCACACGAUACCUCCGUGACUCUAAAACUCGAAGCUCUUGUCAACCCGACGGACGAGAUUCGGUUUCUCAAACAAGAGAACGAGACGCUGAAGUCUCGAGUAAAUGAAGAUUUCAGUACCAUCCAACAAACUGUGGAUGCUUUGACUGAGGGACACUCUGAACUUGACAAGAACAUCAAAGAUUUGAGAGCUGAAACGAGGAACAUCCAAAUGGGAGGCUCGAAAUACUCUGGAGCCGACGCGCAUAUGCAGACGGAGCAGCUCACCAGGCUUGCAGGCAGGGUGGAGUACAUUGAGACAUCGCUUACUGAGCUUGAUCCCGACUUUGUGCAGGCCGCCUGUCAUGAUUUCACCUUGAAGCUGCCCCAGGUCCAACAAGAGCUUGAUACGCUGCGGGCUGAAAUGGAGACCAACCUGACAUCAGUUGACCAGGCAAGUGAGGCACAGGAGAGAAUCAUGGCCGACGUCAACUCACUACGGUCUGAAAUGGUCACCAGAGGGCAGCUGCGGGAGGCUACUGAAAGGUUUCAAUCGUCGCAGAGGAACAUUGCCUCAACGAUUGGGCGGAAAAUGAACGAAAUGCAAGAACAUAUUAACAAAAUGAAAGAGCGCCUCCACCCACUGGAAAGCGAUGGUGGCCUCCACAAGACAGAACCCGGAAAGCCGACGACUUGCGAGGGCGGAAGUGCACCGGAUGGGAGCAAGCCAGACGCGAGCUGGAAUAGCGAAGAAGCCCGGAUUCAAGCGCUGGAGGCGGCUCGGGCGGCUCGAGCUGCUCAACAACGACAUGGCACGCCCACGCCCACGCCCCCGCCCGCACCCACGUCCAAGCCCGCUCUUAUUGUAUCUACUUCGUCUCCGUCUAUAUCUACUGCAUCUGAACUCGCUGCGGUGCGUGAGGAGAUACGAUCUCUCCAAGAGCAACGCAAGGCCCAGGACGAGACGUACAUUUCUCAGGCCCGAAUGGCCAAGGUUACGGCAUCAACCGAGGAAGCCAUACAGAAGCUAUCGGCGCGAAUCCAGGCCGUAGAAGAAGCCCAGAAAGCGGCAGAAUGUUCGAACCGGGAGGAGCAGGAGAAGCAUAAUCUGCUAGGAAAGGUCGAAUGGCUGGGGCGAAGGAUGCAAGAGAACGACGUGGCGCGCAGCACCUACGAGCACACACAGGCUUCUAUGCGGCAGGCGCUUAACACGCUAGAGGGCAAAUAUAGCAACCUUACGACGGAGGAUCUAAUGAAACAGAUCAUGGACCAUACGCAGCCCCACCGGCCGGUCGUUAAAAUGCUAGAGGCUCUUCAAGCGCGGGUAUCCGUUCUAGAGAGAACGCUUAAGGAUAUCAACUCUCAGAACGCGGAACAUACAGCCAAAAAGCGGAAGAUAGACGCGCUUGAUAGUUUGGAGGGAGAGAAGUAG
Messenger RNA from Sodiomyces alkalinus F11, 1887 nucleotides. RefSeq lists its product as hypothetical. The record is from RefSeq and is a predicted model, not a curated record. The transcript is spliced from 4 exons. The coding region runs from base 1 to 1887 and encodes 628 amino acids. Lineage: Eukaryota; Fungi; Ascomycota; Sordariomycetes; Glomerellales; Plectosphaerellaceae.